Molecule: messenger RNA, 3003 nt
Organism: Mugil cephalus (flathead mullet)
Lineage: Eukaryota; Metazoa; Chordata; Actinopteri; Mugiliformes; Mugilidae
Product: neuronal acetylcholine receptor subunit alpha-7-like
Exons: 10
Coding region: 256-2112 (618 amino acids)
Biological process (GO): regulation of membrane potential; monoatomic ion transmembrane transport; signal transduction
Cellular component (GO): neuron projection; postsynaptic membrane; synapse
Molecular function (GO): transmembrane signaling receptor activity; acetylcholine-gated monoatomic cation-selective channel activity
Source: RefSeq, a predicted model, not a curated record
ACUGCAUUUCUCACCCACUCUCUCUUUCCGGCUCCCUCUGCCUCCCCCUUCCUCCUCCUUUCGCUGCUCUGCCACUGCUGUUAUUAAGCUCUCUAGACUUAUUUUCCACAGCAUCUCUUUUUCUUCUCUUCAGGUCCCUGCCGCCCCCACCGCUUUCAUCCCCCCCUCCACUUUCCUUAUUUCACCUUGCUCCUUAUUUGCUCCCUCUCUUUCUCCCUGUGCCAGUCUUUCUCUGCUGAUACAGAGGAAUGCAGAAUGAGGCUAGCUGUGGCUCUUGGGCUGUUGAUACUUGCGACUCUUCUCAGAGUGUCAGUGCAGGGACCUCACCAGCGCUAUCUGCUCAGGGAGCUGCUGAGGGACUAUAACCCGAUGGAGAGGCCGGUGGCCAACGACUCCCAGUCCCUCACCGUUCAGUUCUCGUUCACGCUCAUGCAGGUCAUGGAUGUGGAUGAAAAGAACCAGAUUAUCACCACAAACGCCUGGCUGCAGAUGCAGUGGUACGAUCACUACCUCCAGUGGAAUCAGUCUGAGUAUCCUGGAGUAAAAAACCUUCGCUUUUCCCCCGACCAGGUGUGGACACCUGACAUAUUGCUUUACAACAGUGCUCAUGAUAAGUUCGACGCCACCUUCAAGACCAAUGUGCUGGUGAACUCUAGCGGCUUCUGUGAGUAUCUGCCUCCAGGAAUAUUUAUCAGCACGUGUAAUGUGGACGUUAGAUGGUUUCCAUUUGACAUCCAGCGCUGCGAGCUGAAGUUUGGCUCGUGGACGUUUGACGGCUGGCUGCUGGACAUCCAGAUGAAGGAGGCAGAUGUGUCAGGAUACAUGCCCAAUGGAGAGUGGGACCUUGUGGAGGUCCCUGGAGGUCGUAAUGAGAUUUUCUAUGAAUGCUGUGCAGAGCCCUACCCUGACGUCACGUUUGUGGUGACGUUGCGAAGGAGAACCUUGUUCUAUGCUCUCAACCUGCUCAUCCCCUGUGUGCUCCUCUCCUCCAUGACCCUAGUGGUCUUCCUGCUCCCUGCCAACUCUGGGGAGAAAAUCAGCCUGGGCAUCACGGUUCUGCUUUCUCUGACCGUCUUCAUGCUGAUGGUUGCAGAGAUCAUGCCCGCGACAUCAGACUCGGUUCCGCUGAUUGGUCAGUACUUCGCUAGCACCAUGGUGAUCGUUGGGAUGUCGGUGGUAGCAACAGUCAUCGUCCUCCAGUUCCAUCACCACAACCCCAACAGUGGAGGCAUGCCACGCUGGGUGCAUUUAGUUCUGCUGCAGUGGGUGCCCUGGUUUCUGCGGAUGAAGCGUCCUGGUGAGGGAGCGGAGGCCAAUCUUUCCAACUGCCAGGCGGACUCCCAGAGCAAGACCCUGUCCUCUCCCACCACCACUACUACGACCACCACCAUCCCCACCCCAGUGCCCUCCAUUCUCCCACAGAGCCUCAACUCUUUGCAGGCUAGCCUGGCGCAGCUCAACCACCCCCUGUCGCACCCGCUGCCUCACCGGCCCAACUCUCAGCCCGUUGUCCUCCCGAAUUCCAGCCACAGAGAUUCACAUCCCCAGCCUAACGGUCAUCUGCCUUACAUGAGCUUCCAGACCUUCCAGGCCACUGCAGAACUGGAACCAGUCCAGAGGAACAGAAUGACCAGCCACAGGAGGAGUAACAGUGGACUAGGUGGAGGGGAAGGAGAAGUCGCAGCGGCAGGAGGCGGAGGGCCAGUGGGAGGUACGCCAAUACAUCACCACCUCCCACCGUCCAAGUUCUCGAACCCCCCACAGGAGCCUCCAGUCUGCCCAGACGCUGACCCAUUAAACACAACCUCUGGACACUGCUCUCUGGAGGCUGUGGCUGGCAGAUCCGCUGUUUCACACACCCACAGCGGGAUGAUUCGGUCCGUGGCGGUGGACAACCAGCUGCAAGCUCUCCUGGUGGAGGUGCAGUACUUAGUGGAGCGCGUUCGUGAGCAGGACCGUCAGCUGAGUUUGGCCGAGCAGUGGCAGUUUGCUGCAGCCGUCAUUGACCGCCUGUGCCUGGUCGGCUUCAGCGUUUUCAACAUCAUCUGCACCAUCGCCAUCCUCAUGGCAGCUCCCAACUUCGGAGAAGCCCUGUCAAAGGAUUUCCUCUGAGUGGAAAGAAAAGUGAUUUGUGGCCAGUGUUAGACCUCGAAAGAUAAUACAGACUUCUGGAAGCACAAUUGCUGACACUGGGACAUACAACAGCAAGUCUUGUCUGUUUCGUGGAGUGGAGUGGACUGUGCAACAUGUCAAGUGGACAAUGAGCCGGACACAUUUCAGUCACUGUAUUUCCUGAGCCUGCCCAGAUACACCAUCAACACGAUCUCACACUGAUUUUAACGAUGGUUUGCGCAACAGCUGAUAACAUCAUUGGUGAAUAUUAGUGAAUAUUCUGCAGUGAUUCUGCAGACACUGAUGUGUUGCAUGUCGAACGCAUUUUUACUGUUUAAAGGUUCAGGAUUACAAUAAACCUUAACUUUCCAUUUAAUAUGAAUCAGCGUGAUGAACUUUUUCCCCACACGGACAUUCUGUUCUGCAGUUUGAGAAUAGAAGAAGAAAAUUCAUUUUCGCUAUUGUUAAGCCUGGAAAUAAUCUAUGCAGCGGCCUCAUACUGAAACUAAUCUGCAGUGAUGUGAUAUCUCAUGAAAAAAGGUUGAACAACAGUUUGUUUUUUCUCAUUAUACAAGACACUAGAGGUUUUUCCCUGCGAGCCUGUCUCAUGAAAAAUAAACAACUCAAAAAUCCAAUUCUUAUUCACAAUGCGAAACAUUAUUGUUUUUUGUGCAGCUGUCAGUGAGGUUCAACUUGCAGCUUGUGAAAAAAUGUUUCACAAAGGCUUUUUUUAAAUCAUUCACAUACCACUCGCACCGAUGUGUACGCAGAAACAUGUGUCUCUGACUGUGAACUGAGACAGCUGCUUUGCAGAAUGUUGGACAGUUGAAUGCCCGUAGGUCGUGACACACAGAGGUGCGAGUACUGUGAAAUAAACGAUCUCGUCUUUUG